Molecule: messenger RNA, 276 nt
Organism: Cucurbita maxima (winter squash)
Lineage: Eukaryota; Viridiplantae; Streptophyta; Magnoliopsida; Cucurbitales; Cucurbitaceae
Exons: 1
Coding region: 1-276 (91 amino acids)
Source: RefSeq, a predicted model, not a curated record
AUGGUGUUGAACAGUCCUGUCGUUGUUUGGGUCGCCAAUCUUUCUGCCGAUCUCUGUCAAUACGUCGCCUGUAAUCCCGAGCGCUUGAGCAGCGACCAUGUUCUUUACCUCAUCUUCUGUUUCCCUUUCCACCAUAUCCGACGAAUCUCCCUUUCCCUCCUUUCCUCCCUCUGCCUUCCCUCUCUCUCCUCCUCUUCCUCCUCUUCCUCCUCCGAUUCCGAUUAUUCCAUUACCGACGACCUUGAUUCCUACGAUUACAAUUCUCACUCCGAUUGA